This is a messenger RNA of Ophidiomyces ophidiicola, 576 nucleotides long. RefSeq lists its product as uncharacterized. Gene Ontology annotation, cellular component: membrane. The record is from RefSeq and is a predicted model, not a curated record. Bases 1 to 576 code for a protein of 191 amino acids. Lineage: Eukaryota; Fungi; Ascomycota; Eurotiomycetes; Onygenales; Onygenaceae. The transcript is spliced from 3 exons. Gene Ontology annotation, biological process: mitochondrial respiratory chain complex I assembly.
AUGAGCCCCGUCAAUAGCCUCUGGUUCAAGUGGAAGAGCCUGCGGCUGCCGUGGAGGAGGUUCUUCCUUGUUGGUAGGGAUCUUGCAGGCAAUACCUUUUGGGAGUUCAAAGACUCUGUCAACUCCUCUCGACUGCGCCGGAUUGUGAGAUACAACCCCAAGACCCAUUAUGCUGACGUCAAGGUGUCGCCGCAAUGGCAUCAGUGGCUACGACAUGUUCGGCCGGAACCACCGUCGAUAGAAGAACAACAGCACGAACUCCUCAGACAAGAACAAAUCAAAUACUUGGCGGAACUGGCUGAUGGACGUUGGGCAAGUAAACCAUCGUAUCUAGACCGGCCGCAGGAGCAGCAGUCAAGCCCUGCGGUACAAUCGCAGCGUCCAGCGUCUCACGCUGGGCCAACGCCCACAGCUGAGCAGGCCGGUGUGCGCUCAGCAAUUGGUAGCGAAACAGAACUUGAAGCUCAAGGAACGAAAAAGAAGGGAAAGCCUGCCAAUCCGUGGGAGCGAAAUACUGCUGCGCCUGGCGAAAACUGGCAGCCAGAAGCCUGGUCGCCUUCUGCUGCAAAAAGAUAG